CCAGAUCUCUUCCGGCAUUGAUGUGCAAGCCUCUCUGAACUGUAGCUACUGUUUGUCAUCUAAGAUUUCUUACAUUAUAACAAUUGUUUUAAUUCGAUAUUGAAAUACGUAUAUGUUGAGUGUUCGGUUGAUGAGCUUAUAGGACUUAACAUAGUCGUACCAUCGUAAAAACGCUGCUGUUUACAUUUCCUAGCUUGCCAGUUAGUUAAACCUAAACUCGUGACGAGUAUGGCUGCGGUGGACAGCUUUGACCUUUUGUACAGAGAAAUUGCGCGGUCCUGCAAUUGUUAUGUAGAGGCGCUAGCUCUGGUCGGUGCAUUGUACACAGCCAGAAAAGCAGCCAUUGUAUCUCGGGACUGUUAUAGGCUGCUUAGGCUUCAUUUCAUACCUCGACUAUUCAAUAACAGAGACCUUGUGCGGUCAUAUGGAGAAUGGGCUGUCAUUUAUGGAUCAUCAGAGACCGUGGCAAUAGCAUAUGCCGAGGAGCUGGCCAGGCAUGGCAUCAACAUCAUUCUGAUCAGCCCUGACAUCAGAACUCUUUCCAGCACAGCCAAGGGCCUCUCUGAGGUCUAUGGUGUGGAGGCCAUCUUGGUUGAGGCAGAUUUCUGCCAUGGUCAGUCGGUCUGUAAACCUAUCCAAGACGCCAUUAGGGACAAGGAGGUAGGCUUUGUGGUGAACAGCCUAGACACCUCUCUGGACCUCCGUCAGAGCUUCACUGACCUGUCAGAGGGAAGGCUAUGGGACAUGCUGAACAGGAGCAUCACGGCAGCCAGCCUGGUGACACGCCUGACCCUGCCUGGGAUGGUGAAAAGGAGGAGAGGGGCGGUGGUGAACAUCUCUUCGGGGGCCUGCAUCCGACCCAUCCCCGACAAGACCACUCUCGCAGCAUCCACGGCUUACUUGGACCACUUCAGCCGUGCACUACAUUAUGAGUAUGGCCACCAGGGCAUCUUUGUGCAGAGCUUGGUCCCUUGUCGCGUGGCCUCGCAGGGGCCCGAUGAGGGGGGUCGGGUGGUGACGAGCAGCUGGCUAGUUCCUUCAGCUCAGGUCUACGCCCGGCAUGCGGUGUCUACCCUGGGCAUCACCCACCGAACCACAGGCUACUGGCCACACUCGGUCCAGCUUGGACUGGCCCAUUGGAUGCCUGAGUGGAUGUGGAUGUUGGGGUCCCGUAUGCUGGCUACCGCAGCCUGACAGACAUUUCCACCCAUCCUCUGAUGACCUUUCAUGAUUCUCCUUAUUGUGCUGCACUGAACCAUUAGGUAUAAACCUCCCUCAAGUUUAAGAACACAUUUGAGAGCUGAGUCAAAUGGAGUCUGGUGAAGAAAUAUCUCCAUAAAGGAGAAGCUAAAACAUUAAUUUUGUUCAUCAUGCAUCCUUCCAUAGAGGUUGUUGUGACUCAUUAUAUCUAUUUUUAAACCCACUAUGAUUCAUGUCUUAAGGAUGCGUUAGUAUGCAGUGUUCAUUUACAGCGGCACUACAACAAUUAUUUUCUCUCAUGCAAAAAAUAUACACAAAAUACAUUUGGCAUCAGAGACCAUUCCUUGGAGGUAACGUGUUUAUUUCUCCUGUAGACGUGGUUUGUGGGAAUUGAUUGAACGAUUUAAGGAAGAGUGUUUUACUCUUUAGAUGACUAAAUCGUUUCAAAGAAUGAUCAAGUGGAUUUUCUUUGGAUUGACUGUGGUUUCUUUGAGAAACCGUACUAUUGAAGUUGGUUUGACUUGAAUCAUCUACAUAGAUUCAGUUGUGUUAUAAACAACUAUGGAACUACUGGAAACAGACUUGUGUUGACUUCACAUGAAUAGAAAUAGCAGUGCCAUAAAAAUGAAUAACAAUUCUAUAUUUAUAGCGGUAUGGUGUGAUAAUGUGAUACCAGUGAUAAUCUCAUAUACAGGCUCUGAUUUGUGUAUUGCUAAAUGCAAUAGAUCUCUAGCAGACUGGUUGGAAGGUAAAUCUAUCUUUACUGUGCUUCUGUCAUGAGUAUUUGGAGAAUUUCAAUAAAAAAGUUUGAUGCUUCA
Messenger RNA from Clupea harengus (Atlantic herring), 2018 nucleotides. RefSeq names its product hydroxysteroid dehydrogenase like 1 (gene hsdl1). NCBI's taxonomy places the organism in Eukaryota, Metazoa, Chordata, Actinopteri, Clupeiformes, Clupeidae. Gene Ontology annotation, cellular component: mitochondrion. The record is from RefSeq and is a predicted model, not a curated record.